Molecule: messenger RNA, 1926 nt
Organism: Limanda limanda (common dab)
Lineage: Eukaryota; Metazoa; Chordata; Actinopteri; Pleuronectiformes; Pleuronectidae
Exons: 4
Coding region: 1-1926 (641 amino acids)
Biological process (GO): lipid transport; lipoprotein metabolic process
Cellular component (GO): membrane; extracellular region
Molecular function (GO): lipid binding
Source: RefSeq, a predicted model, not a curated record
AUGUCUUAUUACAGAAAGGAGCUACAGCAGGUGUUGUGCCGCUAUGUCACAGACACCCUCAUCUACAUCGACACUGUAAGAGGAUUCUGUGAGGACGUCUCUAAAUGGGGGCUCCACAGGGAGACCGAAUUAAACAUGAUGAUAGAUAUCAAAGAGAGGGUUGACACCAUCGACCUAAACUUCGACCAUGUGUCUAAGUCAGAGCAAAAAGGUAAGGCCUUUGGGGAAUAUUUGAAGAGCCAGCUGACCCAAGUGACCGCAGACAGCAAGCGUGCAAAGCUGCAGGAGGAGCUGGAUGCCGUGCUCAAGGACACUUUGGUUGGCCUGGCGAAGCUCGAAUACUUCCUGGUUGCAGUGGAGAAGUUGGCGGUCACUUCGCUCCAUGUGUUUACAGAGAACCAGGUUGUAUGUCUGCCCAAAGGGAUCACCCUCGAUUGUGUUCAGGUUGUCAUCACUGUGGCACGGCUAAUCUUCCCUCUCCUCCUCGAGUUUAAAAGAGACGCACAAGUCUUCUUCCUGCCCAGACUUGAGAAUGUGGAAGUGCUCUCGUAUGAGUUGGACAAGUACAUACGUACCACGCAGAGAAUCUGCGAGACGUUAGGAAAAAGUGUAACUGUCUUUCACAACUCCCUCAGUGACUUUCAUUUGAAAAUGACGACGGAAACUAUGGUGAACUUCGACGUGGAUCUGUCUGAAGAUGACAUGCAGAGGAUGCUUGAUCAUAUUAAUCAGCUGGAUGAGAUCAGGAUGAACAAGGACUUCAGGAUGGUGUUCUUGUUUCAAGAGGAAUCGUUUUGUGACUUCAUCAGUGUCUUCAGCAAGCAACAGGAGAGGAUGCUGGAGUUUCUCAACGACCUGGAGGAGGGGGCUGUUCAGCUUGUCAGGAUGAAUAAGGGGGCAAAGGUCUCCAGCAUGGUAGGCAGUUCGGUUGGGGCGGCUGGAGGUGUGCUCUCCAUUGUUGGCUUGGCGUUAAUUCCUUUUACGGCAGGGGUGUCUCUAGCUCUGACAAUGACGGGGAUAGGUAUGGGAAUCACCAGCGGAGUAAACAGCGCUGUCACCACCUUCACAGAGAUCGGAGUAAAUGCAACUCAAAAGAAAAAAGCCAGAGAGGUUUUCCAGAAAUUCACGGACGAUGUGCAGAGUCUCCAGGAAUGUCUGGACAAGGUGACCAGUCAAGUUGACACGGAAAUGGUAGAGAGUAUCAUCAAAGAGGCUCUGGGAGUUAUCAAGGGUCUUGGUAAAUUUGGUGCUAUUGCAAAAGGUAUUGAUGCAUUAGUUGAUGCCGCCUCUGCUGCUAAGUUGUUGAAAAACGAAGAGUUCAUUGCGGGUGUCGCCAAAGGGCCUCUCGCUCUUACCAAGGCAGCCAGGGGAGGUUUCAUAGGACUCAAUGCUCUCUUCCUCGGCAUGGAUAUCUUCUUCAUCAUUAAGGACGGCAUAAGUCUGGCAAAAGGCAGUGAGACCGCUUUCUCACAGUGGAUCAGGGCCAGAGCUACUCUGUGGAGCUCAGAGAUGGAUUCAUGGAAGGUGAUCCACGACUCCCUGUGUGAGGGCCAGGAGACGUCAGAGAAAAAAAAAGCUCUUCUGGAGACCCCAUUUUAUCCGGAGAUGGAUGUGAAGAAGCAAAUGCCUCAGUGUGUCAGACUGGACCACGAUCUUGACUGUGCCCCUCGUCAGAGACCUGAAGUGGCGGUUCACCUCCGCCCUAUAGUCCUCCACCAACAACUGCCCAUCCACCAGACUCCACAAACAGAACAGCAGACAACGCUGCCACACCAAUCCUGCCGAUGUUUGAGGGCGGUGGUUUCAGAGGAAAGGGCAGAGGCAGAAAGAAAGAAAGGACAUUGCGGGCGAGGGAGUGUCUGGAGGAACGGGGUGGAGCUGCUCAGUCAGAUUGGAGGAGGGGGGCCAGGAGAGAGCGGUGGGUAA